This is a messenger RNA of Oncorhynchus nerka (sockeye salmon), 2233 nucleotides long. Its product is annotated as LHFPL tetraspan subfamily member 3 protein-like. Gene Ontology annotation, biological process: sensory perception of sound; gamma-aminobutyric acid receptor clustering. The transcript has 4 exons. The record is from RefSeq and is a predicted model, not a curated record. The coding region runs from base 226 to 1134 and encodes 302 amino acids. Gene Ontology annotation, molecular function: GABA receptor binding. Lineage: Eukaryota; Metazoa; Chordata; Actinopteri; Salmoniformes; Salmonidae. Gene Ontology annotation, cellular component: inhibitory synapse; postsynaptic membrane; plasma membrane.
ACCAUUUGGACUAUAUAACAUCCAGACACCUGGACCUUUUGAUUGACUACCAGGGGAGACCGUGCUGACCUUUGUGUGGACUCUUUCGUGUAAGAUUUUUGUUUGGUCUCCAUCUUUCAGAGACAACGGAGUGUUCUUAUCAGAACAGUUGCUGAGGAAUCAUUGACGAAGAUAGGGGGAGAUAGAGACGAGGGGAAGACGAGAUAACGCCAGUGGUGGGGGAACAUGCUGCCUUCGCAAGACGCUUCCAAGAUUUACCAUGACAACUACAUGCGGAACUCGCGGGCCAUUGGGGUUCUGUGGGCUAUAUUCACCAUAUCUUUGGCCAUUAUUAACGUAGUGGUGUUUAUUCUGCCCUACUGGAUUGGGGACAGCGUGAACACCCCACACGCAGGCUAUUUCGGCUUGUUCCACUACUGCGUGGGCACUGGAAACUCCAACCGGGAGCUCACUUGCCAAGGAACCUUCGCCGAAUUCAGCGGCAUCCCCUCGAGCGCGUUCAAAGCUGCCUCCUUCUUCGUGUUGCUGUCCAUGGUGCUAAUCUUGGGUUGUAUUGCCUGCUUCACCCUUUUCUUAUUCUGCAACACUGCCACUGUAUACAAGACGUGCGCCUGGAUGCAGCUGCUAUGCGCUGUGUGUUUGCUCCUGGGCUGUAUGAUCUUCCCGGAUGGCUGGGAUGCGGAGGUGGUACGCGACAUGUGUGGCGAGGAGACAGGGAAGUACACGCUGGGAAACUGCUCGGUGCGCUGGGCCUACAUGCUGGCCGUCGUUGGCAUCAUGGACGCCCUCAUCCUCUCCUUCCUGGCCUUCGUUUUGGGCAACCGGCAGAAUGACUUCCAGCUGGAGGAGCAGCUCAAAGCAGAACAGAAAGAUUUCGCAGUGUCCAGGCAUCUCCACUUUGGCUCCACCCUCAAGAUGGACAGAGUAAGACCAAUCAGCUUCCCCCAUUUAAUCAAUAUGAUGGGGAAUAUGACCACUCAAUCAACCAAUGUGCAUGUAACGAACCCUAGCAUGCACCAGGAACCUGUUUGUUGCUGUUUCAGAUGUUUUGAUCUACUCACUUCUGUAAUGAGUAGUACUGGUGUUUUGCCUCCUCCCUCCCUCGACCUCUCCUCAUAUGGUUCCUGCUCGUGAUGCUUACAUAUUAAAAGCCAACUCCUCAAUUAGCACGUCGAAAAAUGCAGACAGAAAAUUGACAUCUAGAUAACACUCUGUUCAUAUCCUCUUCCUAAUAUGAACAGGGGGGGGUUUGGUUAUGUUCCAGUUGGUGCCUCAGCACUCCGCCAUUUGUUUCCAACGUGGGGGAGGAAUGUGAUGACUUAAUUCGGUCUGCACCACAGCCGUCCUGGCCUAGCCAAAUGUGACACCUGUUCGGGCGGAGGAGGUGGAGCUGGGCUUCUGAACAGAUUAAUAACACCCAAUAUGCCCUUUUCUCCUCCCUCCCCUCCACCUAUUAACUCUCAGCCCCGCCCCUGUUGGACUCACUUUUGGCAUAAUCUGAUUUUCAUUCAAAUAGCGUAGAGGAAGAGUCAUCACGGCAAAGUGCUACAGCUGUUAUUAUCCGCCGCCAGGCACACUGAGUCACAAACAGGAAGUUAAUGUAGUCUCAGGUCCAAGCGGACUAACGAUGUGGAGUUAGGGCAGGGUGUGACACGCAAUGUGGGUUUAAUUCAUUGACUCAUUACUUUGCUCAUUAAGCAACGUAGCUGUUUUGUAUGGAAUGUUAAUGGCUGUUGGUUUGAAAACGUCAGCUUGGUUUCUUUGUGUGUUUUCUGCAAAGCGUUGAGGACAAAACAAGUCAAGCACAUGCAUAUUCUUUUAUGCAAACACUAUUUUUAUAACCAGGCAAAAAGACAAUUGCACGUUCUGAGGCACAUCAGCUUUUGUUAUGUGCUGUAGCGCAGUGACUGUGGUUAUUACUGUCGUAGUGCUGAAUCCUACUCAAUAUACCGGUAUAAAUAUCAAACAUAACAAAAGUUAUAUACAAGAUGGUCCCAUACAAAAACAUAAUGAAAUGUUGUUUCUAGCUAUUUGGUCUGAAAUGUUAGAGAAAAUGUACUCAGCUGUGACCUUUAAAUGACAUUACAUUUGUAUGUUUCUUUGUUUUUAAGUUUCUUUCAUAUUCCACACCUCAGUUACUAACAGUGAGUCAUGUUUCAUGCGUAUCCCUUCAAAUCCACCAAGACAUAUCAUAUCCUCUGUAUAUUUUUAUUUUACCAUUAUUUAACUAGGC